AUGUCCGCAGUUGACAAGUUGAAGUUGGCCGAAGAGAAAAAUAAAGCGGCCAAUGAGGGCAUGACAGGCACGAACGCAAAUAUCACGGUAGCGAUUCUCAGCUUGCACAACAAGCAGGUGAAAGACUCCUCGAAAGACGAGAAACCCAUACUGUCAGGAUCAAAAGCUUGGUCCUCUUUUCUCGCUCUGCCCACCGGACUGCAUAUUCAGACUGUCCUAAACCUCGCUGAUAGCAUCAACCCAGGCCCCCUCAAUAAAAUCUUGACGUCAACAGAUACUUCCGAUGAAUAA
Letharia columbiana is the source of this 291-nucleotide messenger RNA. RefSeq lists its product as uncharacterized. Bases 1 to 291 code for a protein of 96 amino acids. NCBI's taxonomy places the organism in Eukaryota, Fungi, Ascomycota, Lecanoromycetes, Lecanorales, Parmeliaceae. The record is from RefSeq and is a predicted model, not a curated record. The transcript is spliced from 2 exons.